AUGAGGACAGAGGAGAAGGAAGAAGAAGAAGAACAACAAUGGCGAUCAGUCCACGAGGUUCUACUGAUUGUUCUUCCUUAUCUUCACUCUCUGUUCGAGCUUCUCUCUAUGACUCGCGUUUCGCGUUCGUUCAGAGACGCCAUCAGAGACGAAACCGCGUUGUGGACAAACGUCGUCGUCGAACCACCGCUGAGCUCUCGUCUAACCGAUGAUACUCUAUCGGAGAUCACUUCGAAAUCAGCCGGAAAACUGAAUACUCUGAUCCUCCGUCAAUGCCUUCGAGUCACCGACAACGGUCUCCGACGUGUGAUCGACGCGAAUCCUCUCAUCACAAAGAUGAUUGUUCCGGGAUGCACGGAAUUGACUCCAGAAGGAAUCAUGAAAUGUGUCUCAAGCUUGACGAAGCUGGAGACACUUCACAUCAAUGGCGUCUACGGCUUCACCAAACACCACAUCUCAUCACUCUCUUCCACAUACCUGCCUCGGGAGGGAUCAAUCGACGUGGAGGUCUGUCCCAAAUGCGACGAAGUCAGGAUGAUUCCAUCUUGCUCAAGACGAUCAUGUAAGCAGAGGCAAAGCAAGGAACGCAAGUGCAAGGGAUGCUGGUUUUGCGUAUCUAGAUGCGUGGAGUGCUCGGUUUGCCUAGGGCCAGAGACUGAGGUUCAAGAAGCAGCUUGCGGUGGUGAUGUUCUCUGUCUCGAGUGUUGGAUUGUGCUUCCCAAAUGCUGUUUCUGUAACAAACCAUAUUGCACGAGCCACAGCAGCCUGCGGCAUGAGAUUGCAAGCAGUGAUGAUGCUGCUGCUGCGGCGGCUAGGCCCAUGUUUGAAUGCCAAGCUUGUUACUAUAGGGAAGGUACAAACCCUUAUGACGCUUUCGACUAUCAAAUCUAA
Molecule: messenger RNA, 891 nt
Organism: Microthlaspi erraticum
Lineage: Eukaryota; Viridiplantae; Streptophyta; Magnoliopsida; Brassicales; Brassicaceae
Source: the annotation of a GenBank genome assembly